UGGGACCGAGACAGGCAGGAGUCGCCGUUGGCGGCGGCAGUAGCGCCAGUAGCAGCAGCAGAGGCAGCAACCCCAAACCACGCCGAGGGAUUCGCAGCUCACCGAAGCAGCCCAGAACGCAAAGAGGCAGCGGCAGCCGCCGAGGUGGUGGCGGCGGCGGCGGCGGUGGUAGUGGCUGCAGCCGCGGCAGCUGGGACAAGUGCAGUCGCUUAACCCGGAGCGGCGGACAGCCUAAACAGCGAGGGCGGCUGCAGUCCAGAGACGGGGUCUACAGUGUGCUUUUUAGGGCAGCCAGAGACCCUGGAGAGAGAGGAGCCGCGGGAAGUUGGAGAAGGUGGGGGCGGGAGCGGACUGUGAUCUGUGCAUCAUUCGGCCCGACCACCGGAGAUAACCGAGCAUCUGAGGGAAGCCGGCUCGGCUCAUCUUCCGAUCGUUGCUUUUCAUAUUUUUAUUUUUUAAACCUUUGGGGAAAGAGACGCUUUCACUUGAGCGAGUGAAGGGAAGCCAUCCCGAACCUCCCAUCCCCAAAUCACUCCCCCUCCCCAAAUCACCCCUCCCUUUGCCUCCCCCUCCCCCUCCCCCUGUUGCCUUCGCGACUGGAUUGGGGAGGUCAGGACUGCACCCUCCCGGGAGGAUGGCCAGCCCGCCACUGAACGGGCUCCUGACCCCGGCGAAUUCCUCCAACGGAGGCGGUGGCGGCGGCGGCGGCGGCGGCACCAAUCUCAACAACAACAACAACAACAACAACCACAGCGUGCGGAAGUGCGGCUACCUGAGGAAGCAAAAGCACGGGCACAAGCGCUUCUUCGUGCUGCGGGGCCCCGGGAGCGGCGGCGAGGAGCAGGGCGGCGGGGGGGCCGGGGGGCAGCCACCCCUGCCCGCCAGGCUGGAGUACUACGAGAACGAGAAGAAGUGGAAAAACAAGUCGGGGGCCCCGAAAAGGGUGAUCGCCUUAGACUCCUGCCUCAACAUCAACAAGCGGGCGGACGCCAAGCACAAGUAUCUGAUCGCCCUCUACACCAAGGACGAGUACUUCGCUGUGGCAGCCGAGAACGAGCAGGAGCAGGAGGGCUGGUACCGGGCGCUCACCGACCUGCUCAAUGAGGGCAAAGCCGCCUACGACUCGAGCUCGCUCUACCCUCACUGCCUCUCGUCCGGCGCCUCGUCUGCCAGCGCCUCGUCCUGCAGCGCCUCCCUGCCCGGCUCGGGCGGCAGCGGCUCCUUCGGGGCAGCGGCCGAGGAUCUCCACUACGGGCUGAUCACCCCGGCCACCGCUGCGUACCGGGAGGUCUGGCAGGUGAACCUGAAGCCCAAAGGGCUGGGACAGAGCAAGAACCUGACGGGGGUGUACCGGCUCUGCCUCUCCGCGCGCACCAUCGGUUUUGUGAAGCUCAACUGCGAGGUGCCGUCGGUCACUCUGCAGCUGAUGAACAUCCGACGCUGCGGGCACUCGGACAGCUUCUUCUUCAUCGAGGUAGGGCGCUCGGCGUCCACCGGCCCUGGCGAGCUCUGGAUGCAGGCGGAUGACUCUGUGGUGGCCCAGAACAUCCACGAAACCAUCCUGGAGGCCAUGAAAGCCCUGAAGGAGCUGUUCGAAUUCCGUCCCCGCAGCAAAAGCCAGUCCUCGGGCUCCUCUUCCACCCACCCCAUCAGCGUCCCGGGCACCCGGCGUCACCACCACCAUCAUUUGGUCAACCUGCCCCCCAGCCAGACCGGGCUCCUUCGCCGAUCCCGGACCGACAGCCUGGCCGCCACGCCUCCUGCCGCCGGUGCCCCCAUUGCGACCCAGGCCCCAGGUGCUGGGAAGUGCAGCUCUUGUCGGGUACGCACGGCCAGCGAGGGGGACGGCAGCAGUGGGGGCGGAGGAGGGGUGGGCUGCAGGCCAGUUUCAGUGGCCGGCAGCCCCAUGAGUCCCGGCCGGGUGAGAACUCCCCUAAGUAGGUCCCAUACUCUGAGCAGCAGCUGCAGCGCCUCCAUGCGACCUAAUAAGAUGAUGUUAGCCCCUGCAGGGGGCCCCCUGCAACACAGCCGAUCCAUGUCUAUGCCGGUGUCCCAUUCGCCUCCGUCUGCCACCAGCCCUGGCAGCCUCUCCUCCAGCAGCGGGCAUGGCUCAGCUUCUUACUCCUUGCCCCAAGGACAGCAUCCACAUCCACACCACCUUCACCACCACCAGGGCCAGCGGCCCUCUAGUGGCAGUGCUUCAGCUUCUGGCUCCCCCAGUGACCCAGGCUUCAUGUCCUUGGACGAAUAUGGCUCUAGCCCUGGGGACCUGAGGGCCUUUUGCAGCAACCGAAGCAACACUCCUGAGUCCAUAGCCGAGACCCCACCAGCGAGAGAUGGCAGUGGGACUGAACUAUAUGGAUACAUGACCAUGGAGAGACCCCUGAGCCUAUGUGGCCGAACCUUCAGAAGGGUGUCCGGGGAGGGGGCCCCAGACUUGGACAAAGGUCACAGAAAGAGAACUUACUCUCUGACCACACCUGCUCGCCAACGUGCAGUGCCCCAAGUGUCUUCUGCCUCCCUUGAUGAAUAUACUCUGAUGCGCGCCAGCUUUGCAGGCAGCUCAAGCCGACUUUACCCAGCCUCAUCUCCCAAAGUGACCUACAACCCAUACCCAGAGGACUAUGGGGACAUUGAGAUUGGCUCCCACCGGAGCUCCAGCAGUAACCUUGGAGCAGAUGAUGGCUACAUGCCCAUGACUCCUGGAGUGGCCCCACUGGCAGGGGGCAGCAUUGGAAGCUGCAAAAGUGACGACUACAUGCCCAUGAGCCCCACCAGUGUCUCUGCUCCCAAACAAAUACUACAGCCACGCAUGGCAGCAGCCUCCCUUGCUGCAGGUGCAGCCUCCCAAGCAGCCUCAUCAGCAACAAGUGGUAGAGGCUCUCCACUGAAUGGCAGCAGCUACAAGACCAGUUCUCCAGCUGAAAGCUCUCCUGAGGACAGUGGGUACAUGCGGAUGUGGUGUGGUUCCAAGCUCUCCGUGGAAAGCUCUGAGGGCAAGCUACUUCCCAAUGGGGAUUACCUUAAUAUGUCCCCUAGUGAUGCUGGAGCUUCUCUCACCCCACCCGACUUCUUCUAUGACUCUGUCCCAUUGCCUGGUGGUGGAGAACCACCCAAGGGAGUCCCAGGCUGCUGUUACAGCUCACUGCCCCGGUCCUACAAAACUCCCUGUCCUCGAAAUGGGGAUAGUGACCAGUAUGUCUUCAUGAAUUCUCCAGUGGGGAGGAAGAUUGUGGAAGAGGAGCAAGAGCAGCCAAGGCUGCAGCCACUGCCCACCACAACUACCCCCUGCACCCAGACCACCAGGCCCUUUGUAUCUAAUGGGGGCAGCCACUCCCAACCUCACCACCUAGUGCCUUCAACAGUUAGGCAGAGUGGCAGCAGCAGUGGCAACAACAACCGGCCAGAGAGUUUCCUCAUUCAGCGUUGCAGGGCAGUCCGGCCAACUCGUCUGUCCCUGGAGGGGCUUAGGACCCUACCGAGCAUGCAUGAGUACCCACUGCCACCUGAGCCUAAAAGCCCAGGUGAGUACAUCAACAUUGACUUUAGUGAAUCUGGAGCCCACCUUUCACCACCUCCACCUCCCCUGCUGACUUCAGCAGCCUCAUCAUCAUCACUGCUCUCAGCUAGCAGCCCCGCCUCUUCAAUGGGUUCAGGUACCCCUGGCACCAGUGGUGACAGCCGGAGGCGCUCUCCCCUCUCUGACUAUAUGAACCUUGGCUUUGGCUCACCCAAGUCACUCAAAUCUGGCACUGAGGGUGGUGGCUCUGUGGGCUCCUUGGAUGCCUUGAUGUCCCCUGAGGUCUCCUCACCCUGCCCACCACUGCCAACACCACCUGCCUCCUCCUCUACUUCUUCCUCACAGCAGCAGCAACUACCACCUCCACCACCACCAGGAGAGCUGUACCGCCUGCCUCCAGCUUCUUCUACCUGCCACCCAGCCCCUGUUUCUGCCUCCUCCCCUUCUUGUCCCCCUGAGACAGGGGAUAGUGGUGACUACACCGAGAUGGCCUUCGGCAUAGCUGCCACUCCGCCACAGCCCAUUGCAGCACCUCCGAAGCCAGAAAGUGCCCGGGUGACCAGCCCUACAUCUGGUGUGAAGCGGCUGAGUUUGAUGGAGCAGGUGUCUGGUGUAGAGGCCUUCCUGCUGGCCAGCCCACCCCCAGACCCACACCGGGGUGCCAAGGUCAUCCGUGCUGACCCCCAGGGUGGCCGCCGACGCCACAGCUCGGAAACCUUUUCCUCGACCACUACUGUGACCCCUGUGUCCCCAUCCUUCGCACACAAUCCUAAGCGCCACAAUUCGGCUUCUGUGGAAAACGUUUCUCUCAGGAAAAGUGGCGAAGGACCCAGUGGCAGUGGUGGUGAAAGUCUUGGAGGAGGUGAAGAAGAGCCCUCUACAUCUCCUCACCUUCGGCAGCCAUCGCUUCCUCUGCCACCUCAGCCCCAGCAGCUGAGGUGGACACAAAGCCAACCUGGAGCAUUAGUUGGUUGCCCUGGGAGCAAUGGCUCUCCUAUGUGUCGGGAGACAUCAGCAGGCUUCCAGAAUGGUCUCAACUACAUUGCCAUUGAUGUUAGAGAUGAAGCUGGCCUAUUGUUACAGCAGCAGCAGUCUGGAGACAAGAGUACCUGGGCCCGGACCCGUGGCCUCAGUGGGCUCAUCAGUGGUGGAAAUGGCAGCAACACAGGUGGUUGUGUGGGACCAGGCUCUGGACCCUUGCCCACAGCCAACACCUAUGCUAGCAUUGACUUUAUGUCCCAUCACCUGAAGGAGGCUACAGCUGUGAAAGAGUGAAAAAUCUGGCUAGAUCACCAUGACCUCAUACACCGGAGUGUAACAUUAACAACAGAAGCUGCUCUGCAUUUGUCAUUUCUUAAUCUGAAGCUGCUUAUGGUUUACUUUUCUUUUUUGAUCUGGGCAGUUACUUAACUUUUGAGAUGAUAAUGGACUACAUUAAGACAAGGAGUCAUCAAAGAAAGGAAAAUGACCUGCCUCAUUUGUUUCCUGUUUUGGGCAUCUGUCAUCAUGCUGCUGCUUGAGAAAGUUAAUUGAAGAAGCUAUUCUAUAGAAAUCUGGACCUUUUUAGCUGGCCAUCUGAAGUGGUGGCCAAUGCCUUCAUUUCCUUCUCCCCUUCCUCCUCUUUUCUUUUCUCUCCCCUCCUCACCCUUCUAAAGACAAACUACAUUUAUCCCUUAGCAUGCUAGGAGAUUCUGUUAACACCCACUAAAGCAGUAAAAUCUGGUAUUUACUGGUAUACUCUCAAAACUACCACAGUCCUACCUCAGUUCAAAGUAAAGCCGGAUUUGUAUUGUUGGGGUAUGGCAGGACCUCCUUUAUAUCUCUAUGCUGAAUGUUUCUGAAGAAUGGUCAUCAGCCUUAUUGAACUUACUCAAGUAUAUAGCAGCUUGCUGGAUCUCAGUUCACUAGCUGUAGGGUUUAUUUAGAGACAGAGAGCCCAGUGUGGUACUGAACAGUCUCAAUAAAUGAAAAUUUUAUGUUGGACUUUGAAGAUGGAUGCAGAAUAGUUAUAAUGUGUAACUAAAGCAACCUAAGUUAAAAAUCAUAAAACUCUAUAGGGGUUGAAGUGGGGGUGGGGUGGGGUGGGAAGGGAUUUGGGGAGGGGAUGAGUAUCUCUUUUUACCUUUGACAGAUGUUUAAUCCUCUCUAUGUAGAUGUUUAUGUAGGUACUUGGAAUUGCAAAAGCCUUUUAUCCUAUUUCCAAGCUCAGAUUUCUCUGCUACCCCUAAUAUUGAGCUUGCAUUUCUUAUUACCAAAAAUCCACAUAGGCAUGCUAGCAAUGCAAGGGUAGUCAUGGGUGUUUGGCAGAUAAAAACGUUAUCUCUAAUAUAAUGCUAUCAUGCCAGCCAAUAUGGCUGCUUUGUACAAAAAGAAAAAUGAGGCAUUCCAGCCACAGACAUUAAGGGAAAAAGAAGAAAAAAUUGCAGUACUUGUCAGUUGUCUAAAAGUCUUGACAGGACUACCCAUGUUUUAUGUUUUCAGUGUUCUGAAAAUACCAGUAUUGUGGCAAAUAUCCCAGAUGUCACAUAGAACUGCUGACCCGGACCAGCAGAAUCUUAUGUCCUCUUGCUGCUCCUUUGAGAAAUUGGAUUGGAGAAUUCCCAUGCUUUUUUCUCCAUGGGUACAACCCCAGUGUCUGCCUUCUGAUAGUCAUGUAUGUAUUACACUAAUUCAGUGUAGAUGUGAAACGUUUUGAAAAGUUUCAUGCUAUGGGAAAAAUAUAUAUAUAUAUUAUUACAUCACUGUAAAAUGAGGUUUAUUUGAGGAAGACCAAAAAAUUAAAUGUCUUACAAAUCCAGUUAACGGCAAUGCAAAAAGUCUUCCUGCUUCCAUGCUGAACUUUUAGAACAGAGGAUUGUAUUACAAGACAAAGAUGAAUGUAAAGUAAUCCCCCUGAACAUUUUUAAGGUUUUAAUUUUCUGGGACUUCACAAUGCAGCACUGCAUAGGCCAUACAAUACUAGUUUGAAGGUCAAUUUCAGUGUAUAAUAUGUUUUAUUAAAAGGGUGUAAAAUGUUCUAAAAUUUUUAUUUAGUUUCAGAAAUAAGAUGAUGGGUGAUAUUUGCUAUGUAAUUCCCCAACUAAAAUAGCACUGAAUGUGGAACCUGCUGAACACAAUAGUGUAUUGACUUAUAUUUUGAAGUAGUCCUCUGUACUUACAGUAAAGUCAUGCCACUAUAGGAAAUGGUUCAUAUUCACACUGCAACUUAAAAAAAAAAAAAACAAAAAAAAAGUUGACCAUGUACUAAAUUUUCCUCUAUCCUGUACAUUUCACAAAAGGCAUAUGCAAUAUUUACAUUUUAAUUUAGUUUACAGAAUGGAACCAAAAUGUAUAAAUGUUAUGUUUGCUAAAACUUCACAUUGUAUAUUGGGUCUUUGUACAUUUUGCCUGACUUACCUUAAAUUUAAACUAUUUUUUGCUAUAUAAACUUUAACAGUUAUUAAACAGUGUUUUCUUUUUGGGUACGUAUCGUUUCUGGAUAUCAAGAUGUUAAAUAUAUUUCUUGCUAUUGUGAUAUGACAAGAGACUUAACUUAUCUUGCUCUGUCUUCCAAUGUACACGCUGUAUAUAAGGAUAAAUGUGAUGCUGCUGGAGACAAGAAUUAAUGGAACUAGAAUAGUGCAUUGUAUUUAGUCUGUAUUGAUCAUGGAUGCUCUCCUUAAUAGCCAUAUGCAAUAAAAUAAAAUGCAUUAUUUAUGAAA
Messenger RNA from Trichosurus vulpecula (common brushtail), 7221 nucleotides. It is a transcript of the gene IRS2, whose product is annotated as insulin receptor substrate 2. NCBI's taxonomy places the organism in Eukaryota, Metazoa, Chordata, Mammalia, Diprotodontia, Phalangeridae. Gene Ontology annotation, biological process: insulin receptor signaling pathway. The coding region runs from base 635 to 4795 and encodes 1386 amino acids. Gene Ontology annotation, cellular component: plasma membrane; cytosol. The record is from RefSeq and is a predicted model, not a curated record. Gene Ontology annotation, molecular function: phosphatidylinositol 3-kinase binding; insulin receptor binding. The transcript is spliced from 2 exons.